GUCACGCCAGGCGGCCCGCCGGCCGAGCUCCGCCAGCUGCGUGCAGAUGAUGAGGUCCCGACCGUCGGCGGCGAUCUGGCGGCACACUUGAGCUCCAGCGUGCGGGAGGGGAAAAUGGCAUCCGCCACGCAAACUGGCGCUCUUGCCACGGAUGUUCGAGGCUAUGAAAAAAAAGGAGGUUCUGAAUCUGCAAUAUCAGAUCUCCACGUGCCAUGCCUCACGCCCUCCUCAUCCAGCUGGUCGUGGGACCAGGAAGGCGACCGGAGGCGCCAGCAGAAGUGGCAAGAAGAACAAGAGCGCCUCCUUCAGGCGCAAUGUGAGCGAGAUCAACACAGGCUGGAGGCAGAGUGGCGGAAGGCAAAACGCGACGCCGUUGAGGAGAACAACUUUGGAAUGUGCAAAGAUGCCGAGACCCCUCUAGGAGGGAUUCAUCUCCAUGGGUUGACAAAAAUAACGGAGCAGAGCCAUGAAGAACUUGCACUUGAAUCUCCAAAUCUCACCCUGAAGGAUCAUCUGAACGACCGAGACUGGGCUGAGGGCACCUCUGGCUUUGCACAGCUCUCUCCUGCGCACAGGUUAAAAUCCUUGUCAACUCCAGCGUUGGCCGGUUCAUACAAACAACCAAAAGGUGAUUCAAGGAAAUGGAAAGAAGAGCCGGCGUCCAAGGCCGAGCGAGAGAGGCAGCAAAUCUUGGAGGAGAUGAAAAAGAGAACUCAGCUUCUGACUGACAACAGCUGGAUCCGCCAGCGUAGCAGCAGUUACUACAAGGAGCCCAUCUACAUCGGCAUGCCCCUUAAGAGGUACGAGUCUCUGGACGCCCUCGGUAGUGCUCGCUCAACCUUUACGGCAGGUUCCGACCGACCGCAUUCGGCCGCUGCGGGUUAUUGCGGGCCAAGCGGAAGCGCUUCUGCCCGUUACCUUCACGGAUCGAGGUCAUCCCUGAGAAACGCGGCCACCCAGGACUCUCAUUCUGCCAGGACGGUCAGCGGAAGGAGAACCUGCUGCGUGUGUGAAGGGCACCUGAGUGGUGGGGCGGCCAUGGUUAUUGACGCCCUGAGCCUCUGCUUCCAUUUUGCCUGUUUUCAGUGUGUGGGCUGCCAGCAAUAUCUUGGAAAAACCGACACCGGAGUACAGAUUCGGGUCCGAAACAAGAAGCCAUACUGUGAAACCUGUUUUUUCCAACUAAAAUCAACCACUUCCCCAAGCGUGUGAUGGGAACAAAGAACUCACGCUUGCGGAGUAAGCCACAAAGUGAGGACGAUCGCGGCACUGGAGGAAUACAAGGUCGACGAGGCAAGCUGUCGUUUUGAAAUUGCUCAUUGUUGAAAGUUUAUAUCAACAUGACAAGAGAAAUCUUUUUUUUUUUUUU
Molecule: messenger RNA, 1369 nt
Organism: Hippocampus zosterae (dwarf seahorse)
Lineage: Eukaryota; Metazoa; Chordata; Actinopteri; Syngnathiformes; Syngnathidae
Product: LIM domain only protein 7-like
Exons: 12
Coding region: 115-1212 (365 amino acids)
Biological process (GO): regulation of signaling; regulation of cell adhesion
Source: RefSeq, a predicted model, not a curated record